AUGUCGUGAGUAUUGCCAUAAAGCUAGAAGCGGGAUAUUUAUCAAAUUCAUAAUAUAUCGGAUAUAUACUAAAUAAAUCUAAUAUAGUUUAUCUAUUAAGUGUUUAAGAAUUAUAGUAUCUUUCGAAAAAAAGUAUUAGCGCUGUUUUUAAAACUGUAAUCAUGUCGGACGAAAAGAAGGAGACAAAAACUGAAUCAGAACAUAUAAAUUUAAAAGUUUUAGGCCAGGACAAUGCAGUAGUUCAGUUUAAAAUUAAGAAGCACACACCUCUUCGAAAAUUAAUGAAUGCUUACUGUGAUCGAGUAGGCUUGGCAAUAGCGGCUGUAAGAUUUAGAUUCGAUGGACAACCUAUAAAUGAGUUGGACACACCGACGAGUCUUGAAAUGGAAGAAGGAGAUACAAUAGAAGUGUAUCAACAACAAACAGGAGGAACGUGUUGAGGUUAAGAAUUUAUUGAUACACAACAGAAAAGUUUACAAACGGACUAAAAGAAAAUUUAUCGUUCCAGUGUAUAUCUUUCAUAAGAGAUGUUAGUGCUAUCUUUUCACAUGUGACCGUCUUGGUCAUAUGCUUCUUAUUACAGUGUUCUCUAAGAGGGUACAUACAUUACAUUACUUUUAUAAUAUCUUUGGCAUAUUUUUUAUUAUUAUUUACGUUAAUGAACAUUAACUAAUAAACUUUGUCUAUUAAA
Molecule: messenger RNA, 691 nt
Organism: Polistes dominula (European paper wasp)
Lineage: Eukaryota; Metazoa; Arthropoda; Insecta; Hymenoptera; Vespidae
Gene: Sumo
Product: Small ubiquitin like modifier
Molecular function (GO): protein binding
Source: RefSeq, a predicted model, not a curated record